This is a messenger RNA of Carica papaya (papaya), 1669 nucleotides long. NCBI's taxonomy places the organism in Eukaryota, Viridiplantae, Streptophyta, Magnoliopsida, Brassicales, Caricaceae. The record is from RefSeq and is a predicted model, not a curated record.
GGAGGAAUUCAAUUUUUAAUUAAGUAGACCUGUUCUCGUAAUAUAUGUCUUUACCCAAUAAAGUGUCAACUUUGAGGUGUAAUGAUUCUGGCUCACCUGAAAGUCUUUGUACUGUGUUGGUUAAAUUGCAUCUUUGUUAUUCAACUCAGAGGGGUCACUUUUAUUAAUAUCCUUGGAUUCGGGUUCUUUGUUUCCAAGUUGAAGUAAAUUAUCUUCUAAAAAAAAAGUAAAUUGGAAAUUAUUAUUGAUAUCUGAUUGCCCUUACUCUGCUUGUUAUACAACUUCCUUUUUGUUGUUCUUCAUAUGAUGGAGCUCAUAUUAGGAUCCUCGAAAGCUUGAAUUUAGGGCAAAUGAAUUAUUCUUGUUUGUGCGUAAGCUCUUAUUAAGAGGUUGAAGUCUUAAAAGUUCUGUAAUCUUUCUUGUGCCUGUUCAACUGUUCCAUGCUCCAAAAUCUUCUAUUUGAUUUCUGUAUUCAGACAACGGAUCUGCAUCUCCUACUAAUUUUCUCAACUAUUGCCAUGAUUUUUAUGAUAGCAUCUCUUUUACUCCUCGAAUUGCCCUCUGUUGUCAUUUCAGGAAGCCUUGCUCAGGGUAUAAACUAAAAGAGAUGACAGGUAGUGGCAUAUUUUCCGAUGGUAAUAAUGCAUCUGAAUCUGAUGCUACCAAUAGGACAGGUCUGCGCAUUUAUCAGCAAGCAGUGAAUGGAAUUAGCCAAAUAUCAUUUAGUGCUGAUGGUAGAAUUUCCCCGAAGAAACCUACCUCUAUCCCUGAGGUGGCAAAGCAACGAGAGUUAAGUGGGACACUGCAAACUGACUCGGACUCAAAGAAUAAGAAGCAAAUAUCAAAUGCGAAGAUCAAAGAGAUCAGUGGACAUGACAUUUUUGGUCCCCCUCCAGAAAUUCAGCCUCGAUCAGCAACUAUUACACGCUCUCUGGAAUCAAAAGAAAGCAAAGAUAUGGGUGAACCUGCACCUCGGAACAUACGCACAUCUGUCAAAGUUUCUAAUCCUGCUGGAGGUCAGAGCAAUAUCCUUUUCAGCGAAGAACCUGUUGUCAAGACAACAAAGAAAAUACAUAACCAGAAAUUUGCAGAGUUAACAGGCAACAAUAUCUUCAAAGGAGAUGUUCCUCCAGGUUCUGCUGAAAAGCCUCUGAGCUCUGCAAAACUGAAAGAAAUGAGCGGCAAUGACAUUUUUGCCGAUGGGAAAGCGGCAUCUCGUGACUAUUUUGGAGGUGUACGAAAGCCCCCUGGUGGUGAAAGCAGCAUAGCCUUGGUUUAACUUCCCAAACAAUUUUUAACUCUAUUCUUCUGCACUACUAUCAGUAAAAGACUCUUUACGUGUAUCCAUCCCACUAUUGUCUGUGUGUUUGACUGUUGAAGGAUCCUUCGGCUCGAGAACGAUCAGCAUCGGGCAGAGAAGAGACACUUUGUUGUUUUCCACAGUUGGUGUUGGUUGAUAUAAUUUAGAUCAAGAAUCAAGAUGUUCAGAGUUAAUGCUAAUUUGAGCUGCGAUUUCAACAACUUUGUGGUUGAUCAGUUUCUAAUGUAGCAUGUGUUCAGUCUGACAUUAUCUAGUUUAGGACCCGAUGAACAGGAGAUUGAAUAAUUCCUUCUUUUUCUUUCUCAAAAACAUGUUAGCAGAUUUGAAUGAUCUCUCUCUUCUUGUUGA